AUGGCAGAGUCAGAAGUCUGGUCGAUUGGGAGUAUUGACCCCUUGACCGAGGAAAUCGACCCAGCACGCGUGGCCCAGAAUCGCAAGUUGCAGGCAUGUUUCUACUACACAGGCGCGGCAACACUUCUUGGCUGGCAAAUUAUUUUGAGCUUUACUCACAGCUUUGAUUGCAACCUUUUUCAUGGGAAGCGCUUUGCUGGAGCUGGCUGGGCAUUUUGGUGUUCAAUGGCCUACUCCUUAGCUGUGAACAUCACGCAGCUCAUCCUCACAAGCCGGACAGUGGUGUCUCGAAUUCCUUUUGCUACCCGAUGGAAUGUGGCUGCGGUUUGUACGGCUCUAUCCUUGGUGGGCCUCCUAGGGUGCCACACGUACACCACUCCUGAAACAAUGGAGAUGGGUUUUGCCGUGGCUGUGGCUUUUGUGUCACUUACCGGCGCCGCAUCCGGAAUUUGGCAGGCAUGUGCCUUUGGUCUGGCAGGUUGUCUCUCCCCGUGGUUUGCACAAGCCUUGAUGUUUGGUCAGGGCUUGGGGGGAGUCUUCUCCAGUGUGCUUGGAACUGCCUUCAGCUCUUCAAAGUAUGGCUUGUUCUUCAGCUUUGCCUUUUCUGCAGCCUUCGCGUUGCUGGGCAUCCCCAUUCUCUACAUCAUGACGUCAAGCCCGCUUGUGCAGGACACCGGUGCUCUCAAGCCCUGCACAGUGGCCCAGAGACAGAACACGCCUUCCAGCAGUCCAAUGCUGACGCGUGGGCGGUCUUCGCGAGAGAUCUUAACCCAGAACGCAUGGCCACAAGCAGUGACUGUGGCAGCCGUUUUCACAUUUACCUUCACCGUCUUCCCCGGAGUCACAUCCCGACUCUUACCAGGCAACCGGGUGCCACUGCUCAUCUCCCUGUUUCAGAUUUUUGAUGUCGUUGGCCGCUUUGCACCUCAAUGGUCAGCGGUGCGUAUCAGUGAAGGACGUGUUGUCUCUACGCUUGCAGCCAUGCGUGUGCUCUUUGUCCCCCUUUUCAUCGCCAUGCAGCGCCAAAGCAUGGACAGCUGGGCACAAAAUGCCUUCGUACAGAUUGCCGUGAUGGUCUUCUUCGCAUUCUCCAACGGUUAUGUGUCAACCUUGUCCAUGAUGCUGGGGCCAGAGCAGCGUGGUGUCUCUGCCGAUGAAAGAGAGCCUGUGGGUACCAUGAUGUCCUUGUCCUUAGUCUUCGGAAUCUGGCUUGGAAGCCUGUUGGCGCUGGCGACUCAAAUCGGAAUGAAGGGCACCAACGAAUGUUGA
Messenger RNA from Symbiodinium pilosum, 1269 nucleotides. The record is from the annotation of a GenBank genome assembly. NCBI's taxonomy places the organism in Eukaryota, Dinophyceae, Suessiales, Symbiodiniaceae.